This is a messenger RNA of Caenorhabditis briggsae, 918 nucleotides long. The transcript is spliced from 4 exons. Bases 1 to 918 code for a protein of 305 amino acids. The record is from RefSeq and is a predicted model, not a curated record. NCBI's taxonomy places the organism in Eukaryota, Metazoa, Nematoda, Chromadorea, Rhabditida, Rhabditidae.
AUGGGAGGUUGUGAACAACGAAAACAUAACUCGGAUCACUCGGAUAUAGGAUCAUAUAACUGUCCGUCGAAUCGAGACCAUCGGGAUUCAUCUCAUCGCAAUCUUCAUCCCAAUGAGAUGUACGUGUCUCCUUCGGUUAUGAUGGUAAUGCGUCACUCGGAACGAGUCGAUGAUUGUUGUCCAGGAUGGAUAGAAAAGUGUAACAAGGAAGGAAAAUAUGAACCAUUUGAUUUAAAUAUGCCAUCUCGUCUUCCGAUUCAACGUCCUCUUAAGGAUUACACUAGAGACACGUGUCUUACUAGAAGUGGUGUUGUUCUUGCUCAAAUGGUUGGAAGAGGUCUUCUGAUGACUGAUAAUACACCGGAUGUCAUUUAUUGCUCUCCAUCUCUUCGUUGCAUUCAAACUGCCACAUGGGUUAGAGACAUGUCUGGAAGCAAAGCGUUAAUUCGUGUGGAACCUGGACUAUUUGAAAACUUUCACUAUCCUCAUGGAGUUCCAAGAUUCAUCACACCACUUCAACGUCACAUCUUCCCAGUUGACAAAUCAUUCCGUCCAUUUCUUUCUCUGGAAACUGUAGUUGGAAAACAAGAGACAAAUGACGACUACAAUGAAAGAAUCAAAAUGAUUCUGAACGCAAUUGCUGAGCAAUCGGAAGUAUCUCAUUAUGAAAAAGAACUGAAGGUUCUCGUGGUUGCACAUGCAUCAACUGUCGAUAUGGCUGUGGGAUUAUUGAGAGAUAAACCAAGAAAAACGGUGGAUAUGGAGUUGGACAAUAUUGCUAUUCCUGUUCCAUACUGCUCUCUUGCUUAUCUCAAAAAAAAAGCCUCCUACUGGGUUCCAUCUGCUCAUCAAAUUCCUCCUGUCACCUACGAGUUUCUCUCCACAAAGUACAACCACUAUUUUGUUCACCGUCCUUGA